Messenger RNA from Dromiciops gliroides (monito del monte), 549 nucleotides. Its product is annotated as 40S ribosomal protein S17-like. NCBI's taxonomy places the organism in Eukaryota, Metazoa, Chordata, Mammalia, Microbiotheria, Microbiotheriidae. The record is from RefSeq and is a predicted model, not a curated record. Gene Ontology annotation, biological process: translation. Gene Ontology annotation, molecular function: structural constituent of ribosome. Gene Ontology annotation, cellular component: ribosome.
AUGGGUCAAGUUCAGACCAAGACUGUGAAGAAGGGCAUCAUCAAAAAGUGCUACACCCACCUGGACAAUAACUUCCACACCAACAACUGUGUGUGCGAGGAGAUCGCCAUUAUCCCCAGCAAGAAGCUCCUUAUAAAGAUCAUGGGAUAUGUUAAUCAUCUGAUGGAGCGCAUCCAGAGAGGCCCUGGGAGAGGAAUCUCCAUCAAAUUGCAGGAAGAAGAAAGAGAAAGGAAGGAUAACUGUGUCCCUGAGGUCUCUGCUUUGGAUCAGGAGAUCAUUGGAAUGGACCCUGAUCCCGAAGAAAUGUUGAAACUCCUGGACUUUGGCAAUUUUUCCAACCUGCAAGUCACCCAGCCCACCAUUGGGAUAAGCUGUUCAAUGUUUACAUUUGCCUUCUUUGCAAUAAACUUGGGAACCUCCCCCCCUCCAGGAAAAAAAAGUCUUCACAAUGUGGCCCCUUUCCAUUAUUCUAGUCUUCACACAUGUUACUCUCCUCCGUGUACUUUCUGGUCCAGUCACAGUGGCCUAUCUAUUGUUCCUCAAACCUGA